This is a messenger RNA of Doryrhamphus excisus (bluestripe pipefish), 489 nucleotides long. RefSeq names its product ubiquinol-cytochrome c reductase, complex III subunit X (gene uqcr10). Gene Ontology annotation, cellular component: respiratory chain complex III. NCBI's taxonomy places the organism in Eukaryota, Metazoa, Chordata, Actinopteri, Syngnathiformes, Syngnathidae. Gene Ontology annotation, biological process: mitochondrial electron transport, ubiquinol to cytochrome c. The record is from RefSeq and is a predicted model, not a curated record.
AGAAGCGGAAGUUAGUCAAUGCACAUGCGCACAGACUUUGACUGAAGCCGUCUCAAACAUGGCGCUGACAAAAACCGUGUACAAUCUUCUCUUCAGGAGAACAUCCACCUUCGCCGUAACCAUCAUGGUUGGAGCUGUCUUCUUUGAGCGGAUAUUCGAUCAAGGCGGAGACGCUAUAUUUGAGCAAAUGAAUCGUGGGAAACUAUGGAAACACAUCAAGCACAACUACGAGAACAAAGACGAGUAAAGAAGGGGACGCAGGCCGGGGUGUCACUCGUCCACUUUGCAUCCACCCUGGACUUGGAUCCGAACAACAACAUCCAACAACCAUGGACUGACUAUGCUCCAAGUAGGCCUAAAAUCUUGACCAUACUACCCUCAAGAUGGAGCAAUGGACGCUUGUCACAUCAUGAUCCAUAUUCCUGUUAAUACCUUUGUCAACCUCGCAUGUUGUAAAUUGUUAAAUUAAACGUGUUAAUGUCGUACGAA